Molecule: messenger RNA, 1788 nt
Organism: Symbiodinium sp. CCMP2592
Lineage: Eukaryota; Dinophyceae; Suessiales; Symbiodiniaceae
Source: the annotation of a GenBank genome assembly
AUGGGCGGACAACUGGGCGUAUCUCAGAGUGCAGAGACAGGUUCAGAUACGGGUGCAGCUACAAGUUCCAGCACAGCUGAGCUCCAGGCAUCUCUAAAGAAAAUACAUGUAGAACUCCGAGAUCUACGCAAGCAACACAAAUUCCAACAACUGGAAGCCGAGCAGGCCAAAUGGGAUGAACAGUUCGCUGCGGCAUUCCAGCACAGGAGUACAGAGAAUCCGAGGAGUGACCUGACAGAACACACACUGCUGGUUGCCAGGGCUGCACAGCAGAGUGUUGCCGGAAUCAAGCAGAUCUCUCAACUUCCCAGCGAUGCGGAUCCAAUGCAGGCUACAAACGCCUACUUCCAAGCUUUUGCCGGGGUCAUGAGCAUUGCCGGGCCGGAAACUGCUGCGGUCGUGGGGACGCUUGCCGGCAUCGUGGAUAUCUUUGCAUACCACAUGCAGUCGCGACAAGAAACUCUGACUGCAGCAAUCGCGCACAUGUUCCGCCACGCAGUCGAUGCGUUGAAAGAACACAUAGACCAGCAGUUUGCACAGCAACGCCUCGACGACAUCAGGAACAGAAUUGAGGGUUCUAUGCAGCUUCUUCGAGUGAUCAAUUCAACCUGUGAUGGCUUCAGGGCCGAGCAUGAUACUUACAACAUGAAAGAGAGGGAGCGCGGCCUCGAAGAUUUGACUACAACAUUCCGCACUUUCAGCGCGAAUGUGCGGAAAGACCUGGCUACGUUGAAGAACUACAUUCUCUCAGACAGCAGUUUUUCCAACUUCUAUGGGCCAAGGUAUGGCGAACGAGACUCAAUUAAUUGCUAUCCUACGCAUUUGCACGGUCAUCACGAGCUGAAUUGCAAGAAGUUACAGGCAAUUUUGUCAGCGUACGUGGAGAUCUCUGACGCUUAUGUGCAUGCUCUUUUGAUGCUUCAGUGGACCUUGGCCUUGGACCAUGAGCUAGGCUUUCGUGCCGUGAGUGACAACCUCCACCAUGACGAAGAUGCCAUGCGCAUCGAAUUGAAAGGCGUGUUGGCAACGGUAAUCUCCCAACUACUAACAUGGGCAAACGACCGCAACUCUGAAAAUUGGAUGGACUGGGAGUACAUCGACGACCGGCCAGAGAGGACCUUGAUCCAUGCUGCAGCGGGUGUCACACCAGCAGGAUCGGGCAAAGAAAUGAUCAGCGUCGACGACAUACUGCGUUUGCAGUAUCAAGUGCGGGUCUGGCAUUCAAGAUUUGAUGUUCAGCAAGAUAUCCGAAGAGCUCGGACUCGGGCCGACGAAUUUGACGUCAACAUGUACGACGCGACACUGGUGGCUGUGAAGGUUUUCGAGACGGACCAGUGCCUGUCGUUUAUUGACGACUCUCUUCGCACCAUUCCCAAACCCAGCAAUGGAUCCACCGAUGAUUUUUUCGACAACAUGAAGUUCAAGUUGGUUGACUUUGGUGACUAUGUUGGCUUUCAAAGCCCUCAGUUCAAGAAGUGGAUGUAUGUGAACGUUGAAUCAGUUUGUGUUUGUGAUGGUCGCUCAAGCUUUGAGGUUGGUCUGUGUCCUGUUCGAGGCAAUCCAAGAAAUGAUGUGAGAAUGCGUUUUCAAGUCGUCACAUUUGGUGCAAGCUCAUACGCCGGACUCAAAAGCUUGCGCAGUGACAAAUGGUUGGCUCCCGCAGAUGAAACUGGAGUACUUCAGUGUUGGCGUCGCGGUAAAGAUCCCACGCGUGAAAGGCGCCUUCGCUGGGAAGUGUGCCGUCUGGGUCAACCCGAGAAGAUGGAGGUGCCUGCGAUCUUACAAUGA